GACGUUUAAUAGACCGCUAUUAUGAUUUGCUUUCAAUUCUGCUUGCUGCUUCACUAAAACCCUAUUGCAUGCAGACACUGAAGGAAUAAUUAGCCAUUUAGCCCUGCCUGAGGUACCUCAUUGUUUCAAAUGUUGCUUUUGCAAUUGAACUGAACAAGAUAUCUUUAUUUCUAUCUGAAGCAUUGGCUGUUUACGCUGGUUUCUGAUCAAAAUGCCGUCUUUUCCUCCUGCGGGAUCGGUCACGGUCUGCGAAAUCAAUCGGGAUUUGGUCACUGCCGAAAGUCUCUCGGAUGAUCAAGCUAAGGAGACAUAUGGAAAAGUUCUUGGAAUUGUUUUCAGUCCUGUUCCCUUUCAGUCGGAUUUUCUAUUGCCUACUCCCGAGCAGGGUUUUGAACAGCAAGGAAAUGAGGACAUUGUGCCGAAAAGGGACUCGAAUGUGCUUCGGGUGAUACUGAAUGGUUCAUUCAAACGUUUUUUGCCUCCCAGUAAUGUACGCUCUUUUCAUGCAAAUUUACUAUCAGAAGUUGAUCUUCAAGGAGUAAGUUGGCAUCAACAUAAGCAUAUCUUAGCAUUUAUCUCUGGGCCAAAUCAAGUUACAAUUCGUGAUUAUGAAGAUUCAGAAGGAAAGGAUCCAUGCAUUUUGACCAGUGAUUCACAAAGAGAUGUUAAGAUUCUUCAGUGGAGGCCAAAUGGUGGGAAGACACUAUCUGUAGCAUGCAAAGGUGGAAUUUGCAUUUGGUCUUCUUCUUACCCAGGAAAUGCAGCUUCUGUGAGAUCAGGAAUUGCCUCUUUUGCGGGUACCCUCCCUAGAGGUUCAGGAGUUAGAUGGACUCUUGUUGAUGUUCUUAGAAGUCCUAAAGAUGAGCAAAUUACUGCACUCUCAUGGAGUCCUGAUGGAAGAUAUUUGGCUUCUGCUUCACAUGAGAGCUCGUCAUUCACAAUAUGGGAUGCUGCUCAAGGGUUGGGAACACCUAUUCGACGGGGAUUAGGUGGUAUAUCAAUGCUGAAGUGGUCACCAACAGGAGAUUAUUUCUUCACUGCCAAAUUUGAUGGAACAUUUUAUCUUUGGGAAACAAACACAUGGACAUCAGAACCUUGGUCUUCAACUGGUGGUUUUGUCACAGGUGCAACCUGGGAUCCUGAUGGGCGCAUGAUAUUAAUUGCUUUCUCAGAAUCUUUAACACUGGGUUCUAUUCACUUUGCAUCUAGACCUCCAUCACUAGAUGCACACCUCUUGCCUGUUGAGUUGCCAGAAAUUAUCUCCUUGACUGGCAGUCAUGGAAUAGAUAAAGUAGCAUGGGAUGCUUCUGGGGAACGACUGGCCUUGUCAUAUAAAGGUGGCAAUGAAGUGUAUAAUGGCCUUAUUGCGGUAUAUGAUGUUAAAAGGACUCCACUCAUCUCAACUUCACUAAUUGGGUUUAUUAGAGGACCUGGAGAGAACCCAAAACCAAUAGGGUUUUCCUUUCACGACAAGUUCAAACAGGGACCAUUGCUUUCUGUGUGCUGGAGCAGUGGAUGGUGUUGUACUUACCCUCUUAUAUUUCGGUCACAUCUACUUCCUUAAUUAAGGCAGGACCUAUUGGAUACAAAUGGCUGGAUCAAGGCAAAAUAACUUCAAAGAAGAAGAAGAAGAAGAAGAAGAAGAAGAAGAAAAAUGCCAAAUAACUAAAAUUAUUGUUUAUUUGCUGACCAACUUUGUCUUGAUGGAUUUAAAUUUAUUGCAAGUGGAUGGGGCUUAUUAAAUGGUUGGAAGGGGUGACUAAUUAAAUAAUUAUCCCGUCACUUCCAGAUUUGAAGUAUUAUGAAAGGUGUAGCAGUGCAAUUGCCUCAAGGUUGUCAUUAUAGGACUAUAAAUUUUACCUAGCAAAAUUACCUUUGUAGCAUUUUCCAUUAAAAGUACACUUUGACAUAACAAUGCAGCAUAGUUUGGUCUGGAAGUUCAAACUUAUUUUAGUGUUUA
Nelumbo nucifera (sacred lotus) is the source of this 1960-nucleotide messenger RNA. Lineage: Eukaryota; Viridiplantae; Streptophyta; Magnoliopsida; Proteales; Nelumbonaceae. The record is from RefSeq and is a predicted model, not a curated record.